This is a messenger RNA of Gongylonema pulchrum, 237 nucleotides long. Lineage: Eukaryota; Metazoa; Nematoda; Chromadorea; Rhabditida; Gongylonematidae. The record is from the annotation of a GenBank genome assembly.
AUGAUGCCAUCAUGUAUAGUAGGGUCAACAUCACUGUUGAAGGUGGCUGGCUUGGUUAACCUUGAAGGGAUAGUUCAUUGUUUUAUUAUAAACGUCAAACGUACACCGCCCAUUUGUACAAUGGAUGGCCAGAUCAACGAAGCAGGCAUAUUGGCCGGAAUAGGUGGUGUUGAGCGUGAAGGUGGUCCCGUAAAUGUCUCUGGCGAGGUCGCUGAACUGGGGACAGUCGAUUGCUAG